UACCAGCCGGUACCAGAUAGUUCGCGAAGUACUUGUCGAAAGAUCUUUAAGAAUGAUAGAAAAGUUGCCAGAAACAAUUAACUUCCCGAAGGAAGAAGAAGUGAUUUUGGAAUUGUGGAAAAAGCUGGGUGCUUUUCAAAAUUGCUUGAAACAAUCCAAGGGGAAACCAAAAUACUCGUUCUACGAUGGUCCACCUUUUGCUACCGGGCUGCCCCAUUACGGACAUAUACUAGCCGGUACAAUAAAAGACAUUUUAACGAGAUAUGCUCAUCAAUCUGGUUAUCACGUGGAAAGGAGAUUCGGUUGGGAUACUCAUGGUUUGCCUGUUGAGUUUGAAAUAGAUAAAGCUUUGGACAUAAAAGGACCUGACGAUGUCGCGAAAAUGGGGAUUGCAAAUUAUAAUAAGGAAUGUAGAAAUAUUGUAACGAGGUACGCAAUGGAAUGGGAAAUGAUUGUAAGCAGAAUCGGCAGAUGGAUAGAUUUCAAAAAUGAUUAUAAAACAUUGUAUCCUUGGUACAUGGAAUCAAUAUGGUGGAUAUUCAAAGAGCUGUAUAAUAAGGGUCUUGUGUAUCAGGGUGUUAAAGUAAUGCCUUUUUCUACUGGUUGUAAUACACCGUUGUCCAACUUUGAAUCAGGACAGAACUACAAAAAUGUUGUUGACCCUUCUAUAGUCAUAUCAUUUCCUUUAGUGGAUGAGCCUGGCAUUUCCAUUCUUGCUUGGACCACUACUCCUUGGACUUUACCUAGUAACAUGGCACUUUGUUGUAAUCCUAAUUUUGAAUAUGUGGAGGUUCAAGAUCAUGCUUCUGGUAAUGUCUAUAUUAUAUUAGAAUCAAGUCUAGAACUUGUAUAUAAAUCCAAAGAUCUAUAUUCCAUACAAGGUAAAAGAACAGGGUCCGAGUUAAAGGGAAAAGCAUAUGUACCUGUAUUUCCAUAUUUCCAAAAUUUAAAAGAGAAAGGUGCUUUUGUAGUACUAAAUGAUACCUAUGUUACUGCAGAAACUGGUACAGGCAUUGUUCACCAAGCUCCUUAUUUUGGUGAAGAUGAUUAUCGUUGUUGUUUGGCAGCUGGUGUUAUAACCAGAGAUCAAGAGAUUAUAUGUCCUAUUGAUAGCUGUGGACGUUUUGUGGAACCAGUUCAUGAUUUUCUUGGGAAAUAUGUAAAAGAUGCUGAUAAAGAAAUUAUUAAGUACCUUCAAGUAAAUAAGAGAUUAGUUCAUUGUGGUACCACUAAACAUAGUUAUCCAUAUUGUUGGAGAUCUGAUACCCCAUUAAUUUACAAAGCUGUACCAUCGUGGUUCAUUAGAGUAGAAGCCAUAAAGGAUAAGCUUAUUACAGCAAACAGCACUACAUAUUGGGUACCAGAUUAUGUUAAAGAAAAAAGGUUUGGUAACUGGCUGCGAGAUGCCCGUGAUUGGGCUAUCAGUAGAAACCGUUACUGGGGUAAUCCGAUUCCCUUAUGGAUUUCAGAAGAUGGACAGGAAGUCGUAUGUGUAGGAAGUAUUGCAGAAUUAGAAGAAUUAACAAAUACUAAGAUAACAGACAUUCAUAGGGAAAGUAUAGACCAUUUAACUAUUCCUUCAAGUCGACUGGGAUAUCCACCUUUAAAGCGUGUACCUGAAGUCUUUGACUGCUGGUUUGAAUCUGGUUCUAUGCCAUAUGCACAGAUGCACUAUCCGUUCGAACACAAAAAAGACUUCGAGGAGAGUUUUCCAGCUGAUUUUAUUGGAGAAGGUAUUGAUCAAACUCGUGGAUGGUUUUAUACUCUGCUAGUUAUAUCAACUGCUCUUUUUGGAAGAGCUCCAUUUAAAAGUCUUGUCGCUAAUGGCUUAAUACUAGCAUCUGAUGGACAGAAAAUGUCGAAACGCAAGAAGAAUUAUCCAGACCCUAUAGAAAUUGUUAACAAAUAUGGAGCAGAUGCGCUUCGCUUGUACCUAAUUAAUUCACCUGUUGUAAGAGCUGAAAAUUUACGUUUCAAGGAAGAAGGGGUUAGGGAUGUCAUAAAAGAUGUGUUCUUACCUUGGUACAAUGCAUUCAGAUUCUUAAUGCAAAAUAUUGAGAGAUUUGAAAGAGAAGAGAAAAUUGCUUUCGUGUAUGAUGAUGCUAAAGAUUUAUGUUCUAAUAAUAUAAUGGAUAGAUGGAUUCUAUCUUUCACUCAAACAUUAUUACAGUUUGUUAAACGAGAAAUGAAAGCUUAUAAAUUAUACACUGUAGUACCUCACUUGGUAAAAUAUAUAGAUCAUCUUACUAAUUGGUAUGUAAGAAUGAAUAGAAAACGUAUCAAAGGUGAUGGUGAUGUAACCGAUUGUCGACAAGCAUUAAAUACUUUAUUUUCUGUUCUUUAUACCAUGGUAUGCAUAAAUGCUCCAUUUACACCGUUCUUGACAGAAUUUAUGUUCCAACGUUUGGUGAAACUACUUCCACCAUCCAAACGAAAUAUGGACAGCGUUCAUUACCAGAUGGUACCUGAAUCCCAUUCACAAUUAAUUGAUGAAAGUAUUGAAAAAGCUGUAUCAUAUAUGCAAGCGGUAAUUGAAUUGGGCCGUGUUGUAAGAGAUAGGAAAACAAUGCCUACUAAAUACCCAUUGCCAGAAGUUGUGGUAAUUCACCAAGAUGCUGAAGUACUAAAGGAAAUAGUCUCCUUGAAGUCAUAUAUUCUUGAGGAACUUAAUGUAAAAGAGUUAACAGUUACCACAGACAAGCAGAAGUAUGGUGUUACAUUGAGAGCAGAACCAGAUCAUAAAGUACUUGGAGCACGUCUUAAGGGAGAAUUUAAGUCUGUUACUCAAGCUAUUAAAGAACUUUCCAAUGAACAAUUGCAAACAUUUGUUACAACAAAAGAAAUUAUUGUGCAAGGUCAUAAAUUGGAAGAACAAGAUUUACGUUUGAUGUUUAGUUUCACUGGACCAGCAGCUGAACAGUUAUCUGAGCAAUAUGAAGCCCAUAGUGAAGGAAAUAUUUUAAUACUCCUGGAUGUUACACCUGAUGAAAGUAUGCAUAAUGAAGGAAUAGCAAGGGAAGUAAUUAAUAGGGUUCAAAAACUAAGAAAGAAAGCACAGUUGAUUCCAUCGGAUAACGCGAUUGCAUACUAUGAAAUUCGGGACAAAACUAGUAAUUUAGCCAAAGUAAUUGUUAACCACAAAGAGUUUAUUGAAUGUUCAACUAAAACACCUCAAGAAGACAUGUCCAAGAUUCCAAACAAUGCAAGUGUAAUUAUAGAAGAGAUGCAGAAGAUUAAGGGAGUGGACAUGAACUUGGUUUUAAUAAAGAAUGAAGAUUACGUUGAAAAUAACAAAACAAAUGUGGAACCAUUUUUGAAAUAUGUUAACGUUGAAAUUGUAGAUAUAAAACCAAGAUUUGGAGCUACCAGCACUAUUGGUACUGUUUUAUUAGAAGCUCCAAAAUCAUUAGUUCCUAUUUCAUAUGAACGAUUGAAACGAGAGAUUGAAUUAAUAUUUGGUAUUUAUGGUUGUCAUUAUGAUAUGUAUAUUGAUAAUAAGUUAGUGUCGAAAAUAACUGACAUUUCAUUAUUACAUCAAAAAACUAUAAAAAUAACAAAAGCUGCUUUAUCUGUGAAUCAAUCAUCUACAACAUUGAAUCAUCCAGCUUGUAAAUUUGUUAAUAUCAACGGCGGGGUAGAAAAAUGUACUAUUUUUUUAGAAAAUCCAAGAGAAAACUUUAGUUUAAAUCAUGUAAUGUUGAAACAACGAUUACACCUUUUCUUUGAUAAAGUAGAUUUUUCAGAAUCUUUACCUACAAUGUUAAGUCAUUUACAUGGUAAGACAUUGCAAUUAAGUUAA
Messenger RNA from Dufourea novaeangliae, 3799 nucleotides. RefSeq names its product isoleucine--tRNA ligase, cytoplasmic (gene IleRS). The record is from RefSeq and is a predicted model, not a curated record. Gene Ontology annotation, biological process: isoleucyl-tRNA aminoacylation. Gene Ontology annotation, molecular function: isoleucine-tRNA ligase activity; ATP binding; tRNA binding. Bases 53 to 3799 code for a protein of 1248 amino acids. The transcript has a single exon. Lineage: Eukaryota; Metazoa; Arthropoda; Insecta; Hymenoptera; Halictidae.